CACCGCCUCAAUGGCUGCUGCUUCUGCAUCUUCUACCCAUCGUAGUCUUUAUUCCUUUUAUCCUUAUUCUAUAGGAAACACCGCCAUACGGUCUCGUCAUCGACAUUAUUUUUCUUCACCUCGUGAUCGAAAACGAAAAGUGGGAGAUUCCUAUAUAGAAAAUGGAGUUUCAUACAUACAGAUCUACAAGAAGAUGAAGAGCUGUGAUGACGAGGUAUCUGCUAAUGAUUAUCGUCACCAGGAUGAUCCAGAUCCUACUGUUGAAGAAGAACGACCACCAUAUAUUAUUGGUGUUCAAGGACCUCCUAGGGUCGGUAAAUCUCUUUUGAUUAAGAGUUUGGUCAGUUUCUAUACCAGGGGAAAUCAUUGCGACAUGGCAGGGCCUAUCAGAAUUUUAGCAGGCGAAAAAAGACGGAUACAGUUUGUGGAGUGUCCAAAUAACGUCAAUGGCAUGAUUGAUGCGACAAAGUAUGCCGAUGCUGUCAUAUUUGUUGUAGAUGCAGGUUAUGGGUUUGAAAUGGAAACAUUCGAGUUCCUUGAACUCUUAAAAGUUCAUGGGAUGCCCAAGGUUAUGGGGGUGCUUACAUAUCUUGAUACCUUUAGAAACAAAACCAUGCUCGCAAACACUCAGCGAAUCCUGGUAGACCAAUUCCAGACUGAGAUAUGCAAAGGAGCACAAAUAUUUUGCUUAUCUGGUCUUGAUAAUGAUGAGAUGUAUUUCAAUCAUGAGAUUGCCAAGCUGGCAGCAUAUAUAUCCACCAUGGAAUUCCGUUCUUUGUCAUGGAGGGAUGCACGACCUUAUCUGUUGGUGGAUUACUUUGAAGAUGUCACUCAAGAGACGGUCCAAUUGGAUGAUGAAAAUUGCUCAAGAAAAAUCAUCCUAAAAGGUUACCUUCGAGGUUGUUACAUCGAGAAAACAACUAAGGUGCAUAUUGCUGGAGUUGGCGAUUUUCCUUUAGCUUGCGUUACUAAAUUAGCCGAUCCGUUCCCUUUACCUUCUGAUGGGGAUAUUAAUGAGUUAACUUGUAUGGAGAUUGGGUGUUUCAGAGCAGGAACUUAUGUAAGUUUUGAGUUGCAUAACGUCCCAUUUGAGACAGUCAAACAUUAUGAUCCUUGUCGGCCUGUUCUUGUUGGAGGUAUCAGUCUUGAAGAAGAAAAUCUUGGAUAUAUUCAGGUGAAACUUAAACGACAUAGUUGGCAUACAAAGUUAUUGAAGACCAAGGACCCUAUAAUUGUUUCAGUUGGUUGGAGGAGGUACCAGAAAAGACCUAUUUAUGCCUUCAAAGGCCGCCAUGGAAGCUAUCAGGCGCUUAAUCACACUCCGGAAAACAAGCCCUGUCUUGCGAUGUUCUGGGCCCCCCUUGCACCUCUUGGUACUGGGCUUGCUGUGGUGCAAAGUCUGGCAGACAAAAAGGCAGCAGUUCGGUUUUUAGGAAAAGCUUAUGUAGUUGAUAUUAAUCAGGGGUCAGUGAAGAUAGUUAAGAAAAGCAGGAGGACUUCUCUUUUAAAGGAUAUGUGUACAAAAAUUCAUACUACUACUGGAAUUUGUGGGAAAAUUGAUGAGAAGGAAAUUGAGAAGGAAAUUGAGGAACCACGGCCGUUGCCGAAGGAAGAUCGGGCACUACUACUAGCAGAGUUUUUAAGGAGAUUCAAAGAAAGAGAAGAGCUGAAGGCAAAUGGCACUGCAGAGUGUCAAGUCUAUUAAUAAUAUAUCCCUGCAGCCUUGUCUAUUAGAUUAAAUUAGUUACUUUGUCUGUCAAGAGGUAAUGUACUGGCAUCGGAUCUUAUGUUACACAAGAAAUGUUGAUUGUAUAGAAUUUAGUCAAAUUCCCGUCGUCAUUGGUUGGAGUAUUACAACCCCGUGUAUGAAUCCUUGAUUAGGUUGGAUUUCUUCUACCAUUUAGUGUUUUUUUGAGAAUUCCAAGGCUGAGUAAAUACCUUGUUGGCGGGUCAGCUUGUCCCCAACAAAGAACACAAGUAGCAGACAACCGCUGGUGGCUGGGUUGGGACAUCGGCUCGUUGGACCCAAGCCGGGGCGGCUGUUCCGGAUUGGACACCAUCGGUAGGGCGGGAUGUACAAGGUAAGGAUGCUUUGGGAAGUGGAUUCAAUCUAAUAAGCGGAGGAUCGAGACGGAAAACCGAACUAAGCAAUCGGCAUCGAGAUGGGUCGAGCGAAGAGUGCUCCUCUUGGCAACAAGGGCGUUGAGGCGGUCGGGCCACGCCGGCGGGAUAUGAUGUCCGCAGCACUCACGGUCUUAUCAGGGCGGAUUAGCUCCACGCCCGAAUACACCUAAGCCAAAUGAGCAUUACGGGAACAAAAGGUCUCUUAUUACUGGAGUGGAAGGAUUGAAGGGUACAAUAGUGAUUGAAAACCGUGGUUAAAAGCGUAAGAAAUUGAAAUCCCCGGUCAGAGUCGGCUAUGCUGUUAGGGAGACUGCAAUGGCCUCUGAAAGAACUUCCCAAUUAGUACUUCUGUAGCCGACAAACCCUUGAUGGCUGGGAGUUAGCUGAAUAAGUUGGGGCUGGGCCGGUGGAUAAGUCAAUGUACAUUUUCUUUUUAAUGACCUGUAG
Papaver somniferum (opium poppy) is the source of this 2571-nucleotide messenger RNA. Its product is annotated as ribosome biogenesis protein BMS1 homolog. Gene Ontology annotation, cellular component: 90S preribosome; nucleus. The transcript is spliced from 9 exons. Gene Ontology annotation, biological process: endonucleolytic cleavage of tricistronic rRNA transcript (SSU-rRNA, 5.8S rRNA, LSU-rRNA); maturation of SSU-rRNA from tricistronic rRNA transcript (SSU-rRNA, 5.8S rRNA, LSU-rRNA); ribosome biogenesis. Gene Ontology annotation, molecular function: GTP binding; GTPase activity; U3 snoRNA binding. Lineage: Eukaryota; Viridiplantae; Streptophyta; Magnoliopsida; Ranunculales; Papaveraceae. Bases 11 to 1705 code for a protein of 564 amino acids. The record is from RefSeq and is a predicted model, not a curated record.